UUGUGCCGUGAGAGGGUAGGUUUGGGCCGCAGUGCGUCUGGGCCUGUAAUACAAGCUUCAUGUCAUUCGGAUUGUCUUAAAGACAAGUAUUUGAAAAAUGUUGACUAUAGAGUCACGGCAUGGUCUUCGUAGUUUUAAGCUAUUGGAUUACAUCCCCUUGUUAAACUAGGAGUGAAAAUGAGGGAACAUUACAAUUUGUUUAUACUUUGGAUACUGUCAUUUCUUUGGAUCAGUGUUAUGAGUCUGGAGUGCGGAGAAGUGCCAGAAAAGAAAGGGUACACACUGACCUGUCCUGUCAACACUACAGUUCUGCAGUCUAUCACCUGGCAAGUGUUGAGCGUCAACCAAUACCACGAGGUCAUCACAUGCUUCGCCAAUGGAAAUGUAAAGGUUACCGUAGAUGGCUACCUCUCCACUGGCUGGCCGUCGUGUAACCUAACCAUUCUGUCUUUGAACAGAAACAUGUCACAAUGGCAAUGUACCUGGGAUGGGGGACAAAGUCAACCUUGCAAGUUUCAAGUAUACGCGAACCCAGAACAGCCGACCUGUGAUCCACCUCAGUUUGUCUCUUCCAACACGGCUGUUUCAAUAACUUGUCAAACAGCUCAGAUAUACCCUCAAGGUAUUUGUGCCUUGUAUAACCUGACAGACAUGGGACCUUUAGGUAAUCCUCAGAUCUUUUAUAAGUAUCCUUACUGGCUGGGUAACUCACAGGAAUCCGGCAUGCAGUGUACGUUUGAAUAUGAUCUGAAUCAAUGGAACGAGGCUAUCACAUUGGUGUUAAGAGUGGGGAUGAAAGCGCUAGUGAACACCAAUGAAACAUACAGUGGCAAUGUGUCACUGACUUUACAAUAUCCAGACUCCGAGUUAGAUGGAGACUGUCCACAAGAUUAUAUUAUGCCUGGCUCGCCUGUUUACUGCACUUGCAAGCUCCGUAGACCUGGCCUACCUCCUGGUAAUGCCUACUGGCUUUCAUCAUCUGCGCUGAGGUAUCCCACUUUUGCAAGUGUUAACAAUUCCCGUCGGCUGGAGAUUUUUUUCGAUCCUACAGAUAUUAACCCUAAAUUUACCUGCAGUUCAAAUUCUUCGGUAUUUCAACCAAAAAAUUCAGUUUUUUACGAGCCCAAGUUUGCAUAUGGACCGGACAAGGUGACACUAGAAGCACUGACCAGUCCUAUUCUCAGAUUCUCAAAUGCACCCCUCUCCGUGAAAAUGCUUUGCAAAGUCCUUUUCAGUCAAGUCCGGCCAGACGUGUCCAUCAGCGCCUAUGUUUCCCCCAGCACAUCAGGGCUGACGGUGGAUCCCGUCCAUUUCGACGGGCAGGACUACAUCGCUAGUAUAAAUCUCGUCCCGGAAUCUCCGGGCGCCUAUAAUGUCACUUGCGUGGCACAGAAUACAAAAUUUCCCACAUUAUCUGCACUAAGUAACUUGGUUGUACAAGUUUUUGGAGGCAGCGCCCACGUUAAGGUAAACAUCACAGGCUCCACGGAGAGGAAUCUAUGUAGCAGCGUUCCAGUCUCUUGCUACGUGAUGGCUAAUGGCGUCUACAAUGGUACCUUAUGCUCCAUCUACGCCAACAGCAUGCUUCUCCAGAAUCGGACCUCGUUUGAGAGGGACGUCAGUUUCCCACUCACCCACAACUUUGAGCCGCCAUUGAGUGGGGAAUACGAGUUGGAGUGUGUCGUCAUUAACAUUAAUACAUCCGAGACACUAGGCAGAGACAGAAUCAAGUUAACAAUUUCAGGAGGCUCGUGCGAUGUCAAUGCUAUGGCCAUAGGUCUCGGUGCUGGACUGGGCGGCGCCGUGUUGCUGCUGGCCAUAGUAGUGGUGCUAUUCGUUGUCUGGAGACACCGCAAGAUAGUGACCAAGAAAAAGGACACGCAGACAGUGUCUUUCUCUGUUGGAGACAGCAAGGUCAAGGUUAUUGUCCAGAAGAACGUUCAAGUCGAGAUGAAAGACGGAUACAAGGCGAUGUUUGAACCACCACCGGACUACUUCAUACAGCAAAACUACGACACGCUAAGCUAUAUUGGUAGUAGCGUGGGGACAGCGUCCACUGGCGUGAGUUCUGUCAGGAAUUCUGGCAAUGACCAGGAAGAUGAGAUGUACGCUACUCUGGAAGAAUACAUAAACCCAGUAGACUUAAAGAAGGCAUAUACCACGAAAUAACCAUUGAAGAUAAUGUUAUUAUGUAUUCUUUGUCAAGGACAAAAAAAAAACUUUACAGAGAUGCAAAAAAAAUGUGCUUCCUGUGCGCUUAUGAAUAAAUCUAAUAUAUGUGUUAAGGUGUAAAAAAAUGUAAAUAUCAAUAAUUUAUAGUGCCUAUGUUGUUAAUGUUUAUGUGUUAAAAUUUCUUCGGCCAUGAAAAAUCUAAAUGUGAUCAACUCUGAUAUCUGAAGGACUCUGUCUCCUGUUCAAGCAUGUUCUAAUGUCAGUGUACGUAAUGGCUAUUGGGCCCAACGAUGAACUGCUGACCACUGUAAAAAAAAAUUAAACUGGACUUCAUAUUCAUAAGAUCUCGGAGCUCGAAAAAAACUUCUUACAGGGAACAGUUUUAGAGAAAAAAAAGAGACAGACUAAGGUAUCAAUGUCAUUAAAGAGUGGAAGGGCCUGUCAUUGAAAGAAAUUCUAGGCAAGGGGAGUAGCAGAGAGGAAUGAAGACAGGCUGUCAUCAGAUAAUUUUGGGGGCCCUUUGGGCACUACAACCUAAGGAAUAGCUGAUGUCUAAAUGUGGUUGUAUUUGUAUUAGGAUCAGUAGAUCAUUCCCUUUGACUCGGUCUACCUUGUGUUUUAUAUUUCCAUUCACUACGAAUUGCGAGGCCCAAUUUUAAUGGAUGCUUGCGAGGCCCGUUUUUCUUUUUUCAAAAUAACAACUAUUACUAUUACAUCUUUAUACCAAUAUUUGUUAUGCACAUGCAUAGGAAGUAACUAUAACGGUGUUGAUUAAAAUUACGUCAAUCAUGCAGGAUAAGCCUGCACUAAAUAGGUUAACACAUCUUUAAAAGCACGUCGCUGACAGUGAUAUGCAUAAUGUAUAUUGCGACGCUCCUGCCAGAGGUGGGGCUUAAUUGGAGCAAUCGGUCUAAAGCGGCCCCGGAUAGUGGUUGUAUUUUUUUUUUGAGGUGUGGUUAGGGGGAAGAAAGCUUUAUAAACAGGAUCUUAUAUUCAUUUGUUUCAUUGCAAAUACAAAUAGAUGUUCCUGGCAAGUUAUCAUACAAUAUUGAGACGUUGGUCAAGCUGCAAUUGUCAGCGGAGAGACCCAAGUCAACACUUGUUCUUUCCUUGAUAGCGCAUUCUGUUUGCAAAGCAAAAAAACUGCCUUAUAAGAAUGUACCACCAAAUAGAGAAAUUACAUAAUUAAGCAAUUAUCACACUUCAAAAAUCGCUAAUGUAAUGGAAAUAUCAUGAAAAUAGAAUAAACGAAAGCAAGAUAAAUAAUUCAAAGACUUAUCUCGAGAGAGAAAAACGUCUAAAUAAAUGGAAGGUUUACUCAGCUUCUGUAUUAGGAUAGAUCUAACCAGAACAAUAUAAACAAUGUUGUUGUUUUUUUAAGAUAAAAAUCUUAUAUUGAGUAAAAAUGCAUACGUUAUUAUGAGCCAAUCUAAUUAAUUUUUUCUAAAUAUAUGUAGACUAAUAAUAAUAAAUGUCUGCACUUUGAAAUGCUUUUUGUUGAGCGCAAUUUUACGCUGUAAGGAGGCUCAAUCACUUUGUUGAUACGUUUGUGAGGAGGGGGCAGGAAAAGCCUCUGGAAGGUUUCUUGAUGCUUUUUUAAAAGCUUUUUUCGAGUCUGAAUUCCAACUAGGGAUCUUGAGUCCCGUGAUGGAAGCAAGCCCGACGCGUUAGCCACUGACCUAUUCAAGUGUUUAUAAUAAUAGUAGUUUUUUUUCCUUAUUGUAACUUUAAAAAAUGUAACGAUCCACCUGGCUCUCUACUCUAGGCCUCUAUCUCUAUAGAUAAGUAUAUUUUCUAUAUAAAACAAAGUUACGACUACUUAUUAAACUAAUUGGCAAUUUUUGUUUCAUUUAACAAGAGAGAAAGAGAGAGAGAGAGAGAGAGAAGAUAGAAAGAAAGUUAGAGAGAAUGUAAUAGAGAGAAUGAAAGAGAAAAUAAGUGAAGGAGAGGAAAAAAAAAAGAGAAUGUGAUCAAGAGAGAAAGAGGGGUAAAUUAAAUAGAAAGUGAUUGAAAAAAUAACGGUGGGAGAGAGAGAAAAAAAAGAGGGAGAAUGUGAUUAGAAAUUCAGAGAAAAAGAAUAGAGUGACAAUAUGAAAGGAAUGCGAGAGAAAUAAAGAGAGAGGGAGGAAGAGAAUCAGAGAGAGAGAGAGAGUAAGAGAGAGAGAGAGAGAGAGAAUAAGAGUAAUAAAGUACAUUUCUAACAAAAAUUCUUUAAUGUCUAAAUAAUUGUAUGUUUUUAUUUUCUGUUUAACCUUGUAUAUAAAACUGUAAUUAUGACCAAUGCUUACUUUUUUAUAGGUACAUGGACAUAGUGAGUACAUUAAUAACUGCUAUCCUUAAUGUGUACAUUUUCUUUGACUUGUACUUUUAUUGCUGUUGAGAACGUAUUCAAACUAUCUACAAGAAAUAAAUAAAAAUUACUAUUGUAUUUACAUAA
This is a messenger RNA of Biomphalaria glabrata, 4609 nucleotides long. RefSeq lists its product as uncharacterized. The record is from RefSeq and is a predicted model, not a curated record. NCBI's taxonomy places the organism in Eukaryota, Metazoa, Mollusca, Gastropoda, Planorbidae. The transcript is spliced from 11 exons. Bases 178 to 2169 code for a protein of 663 amino acids.